AUGUCUCGUAGGAGUUCUCGUCUUUUGUCCAGCGGCUACUACAACACAGAAUCCGACUCAAGUAGCGUGAGAACCAUAUUCUAUGGCGCAAACCCCGUCAAGGUUAUCAAGAGGAGAACAGAGACCUGCUCAUGUACCUCUGGCAGAACCACUGGUAAUGCAAGUUCACCCAACCAUGAGCCACCUCUCACCGCAGGAAACUUGUCUGAGGAAUUUUACAGGAAGCCCAUGGCUGCCCCCAACUUUGAUCCCCGUUCUGAGUACAGAAGCAGAAUCAGCAGUGCCUUCUUUGGUCUGAUUGGCUUAUCAACGAUCACUGCCACAAUGAAGUCAAAAGUGAUUCAUCUGUCAGCUUUAGCGAAGUAUUCAUUGAAAAGCAUCAAGAGGAAGGCUUUUGUUCUGUGUUUCCUCUCCCUCCUUGUUUUCCAAUGUUUCAUCUUCCUUCAUCAAUCCGAUAUCAUACAUGAUGCAGCUGAGCAGCUGCAGAAGCUUUCAUCAAGUUUGGAGGCACUUGAUCCCAACCAAUCUGUCCUCCAGAUUUUGAUCACAGAGCUCGAACAGGCGGUGCUGCUGGAACGCAUCAAGGAGUUGUCAUCCAACCAAAACAUGCCUGAUGCCAAUAUGAAAUAUGUGCUACAUAUGCUAAUCCCCAAGCUCCAACAGGAAAUGGAGAAGUGCCUCACUGACUUAAUCAAGGAGCAUGAUACACUAAGCCUUGCUGAUGAAGGAAAAGCCAAUGACUCUGGACAUCCCAUUCCUGACAAAAUGACUGAUUUUGCCCUAAAGUCUCGAGGUGCCAAAGUGAUCAGUGCCAGGUGUUCAGAGCCGUAUCGUUCUCCUGAAUCGUGUGCGUCCCUGUUUGGUUUCUGUCUUUUAUGCUCAUCUGAUAACCCAAGCACUGAUAUUCAGGGAACUCUGACCAUCGCUCUCUCUCACCAUACAAAGAUAAGCCAUGUGACACUGGACCAACUCCCACGCAACAACUCCCCAAAAGGCUGCAUGGACACUGCGCCCAAGGACUUUGAGGUCUAUGUGAGUUCUCCCAAUAAUGUUAGUCGAAUCAUUACACAGGGCACUGCAAAGGUCCUAUCACAUUUAAACCUUGGGGAAGAAAAUGUUUUAUUCUAA
Molecule: messenger RNA, 1128 nt
Organism: Paralichthys olivaceus (Japanese flounder)
Lineage: Eukaryota; Metazoa; Chordata; Actinopteri; Pleuronectiformes; Paralichthyidae
Product: SUN domain-containing protein 1-like
Cellular component (GO): nuclear envelope; meiotic nuclear membrane microtubule tethering complex
Molecular function (GO): protein-membrane adaptor activity
Source: RefSeq, a predicted model, not a curated record